Molecule: messenger RNA, 4065 nt
Organism: Tachysurus vachellii
Lineage: Eukaryota; Metazoa; Chordata; Actinopteri; Siluriformes; Bagridae
Gene: bhlhe41
Product: basic helix-loop-helix family, member e41
Exons: 7
Coding region: 702-1913 (403 amino acids)
Biological process (GO): circadian regulation of gene expression; anterior/posterior pattern specification; regulation of transcription by RNA polymerase II
Cellular component (GO): nucleus
Molecular function (GO): protein dimerization activity; RNA polymerase II cis-regulatory region sequence-specific DNA binding; DNA-binding transcription factor activity, RNA polymerase II-specific
Source: RefSeq, a predicted model, not a curated record
CUAAUAUGGAAACAUUUUGAACUGCCUGAGAGCCACAUAUAGAGCAGCAAGAAGUGGAGAACAGGAAAAGGAGGGAGCGGUGAGAGAAGACUGAAAGGGGGGACUCCAACACACGACCACAAUAACAUCAGCAGCAAACAGAGCCGGGAAACAGGAGAAGGAGGAAGAGGUUCACACAGGGGCACGUGAGGGUGCACCUGAACGGAACAGCCCCUUAGUGUGAGUGCACUACAGGAGCCAUAGCGCACGUGUUAAAGCACGCAGCACGAGUGCGCGCGCCUCACUGGUGUACACGAUCGGAUUUCUGAUCGCAGGGUGUUCACUAGAUCUAACGCUGUCUCUGAUUGGUUGCACGGACUGUAGACGCUUUCUGCGGCGGCGCGGGGUCUCGAGAGGUCGCUAAUUAGCGAGCAGACUUUUUCGAGCGGGUGCCGUUUACACGUGAGCUCGCAGCAGUUCCGGGCGGUGGCGCGCGCACGCUCUGGUUCCCGUGCAUAGUGGCAGCUCGCGCUGAGCUCGGCGUCAUUCUGAAGCGCUGUGCUACCGGACAUAACGCACGGCUCUCUCUCUCUCUCUCUCUCCCUCUCUCUCUCUCUCUCUCUCUCACUCUGUCUCUCUCUCUGCUCUCCUAGCACUUUCGGUCUGCUCGGAAUAACACACGCACCUCUGCCAAAGAAGCGGAUGAGAGAAGGUGAAAAGUUAUGGAUGAAAGAAUAUCCCGACUGCAGGACAGAGCGUUCCUCGAUCACGCAGACUUCCUGGGGGUCGAUUAUUCGUCUCUUUAUAUCUGCAAGUCAAAAAGGGGCAUGAAGCGAGAGGAAGGAAAGCAGGACGCUUAUAAGUUACCGCACAGACUGAUAGAGAAGAAGCGGAGGGACCGGAUUAAUGAAUGUAUUGGACAAUUAAAAGACUUAUUACCAGAACACCUUAAAUUAACGACACUGGGUCACUUGGAGAAGGCGGUUGUGUUGGAGUUAACUCUGAAACACCUGAACGCUUUGACGGCUGUCACUGAGCAGCAGCACCAGAAGAUCCUGGCACUGCAGAACGGAGACCGUACGCUAAAGUCCUCCAUCCGCGCAGACCUGGACGCUUUCCACUCGGGAUUUCAAGCAUGCGCUAAAGAGGUGCUGAAGUACCUGAGCACCGUGGAGAAGUGGACCAGCUGUGAGCAGAGGUGCACGCAGCUCAUCGAGCAUUUGCACAAAGUUUUGGCGCGACUCGUGCAGCCGCAGUUAGGCGCACAGGAGAGAGACGGACAGACCAACUGCGUUCCCGUCAUCCAGAGGACUCAGAAUCCUGAGGCCAACGAGAACGACACGGACACCGACAGCGGAUACGGUGGCGAGACCGACAAAAACGACGCUAGAGCCGAAAAAGCAUGCGACACAGUCAGAGUCGGUGGAGUUAAAAUAAAGCAAGAGUUCGGGGACGAGCGCGUCGCCAAAAAGCCCAAAAUGAGCUGGAGUGAGAACAGCAGCGCAGGAACCGCGGAGCAGCCAAACUUAGCGUUUAUGAACUCACUGAUGGGGAUGGCUGGAGUGGGGCAACAGACUCCGUUCUGCGUGCCGUUUUACUUCAUAAACCCGUCGGCAGCUGGGUCCUACAUGCCUAUUUUCGAUAAGAGCAGUCUGGAGAAGUUAGUAUACCCAGCGCUGAGCGGGCCUUUCCCGUGGCUCUACCCCGGCAUCACUGCGCACACAUCAGCCGCCGCAGCUGCUGCUUUCCCCGGAGGCUCUCUCGAGAAAAGCCUGGGGUUCGGGGCAGUUUCACAAGAAAAAGACUGCCCUUCUCCCCCUAACGAGGCAAAACAAUCCAACAGGGUAGCUGCGUCCUCCCUUACCGACGAGGAACAGAACUCAGACCACGAUCCUAUGGAGGACCAGAUCCAGGAAACCAGCACUACAGGCUAAAAGCCUAAAGGGACACUUGACCUUUCGCGCGCUCUUGUUGGCUUGUGACAUUGUGUGUUUAUCUAUUCCUUAAUUUAAUCAUCAUCGAGUACUCUGUGGCCUGUAGUGUUUCUAUGGAUUUACCGAUAAAAGCAGUUAUUUGUUAUUCUUUAUUUUGGAGCUGAAAGUGUGUGCAAAACAGGGUUUUGAGCAGGUCUUUGUGUAGGGACAUUGCAACAGGGGACAUUGGAACAAAACCUAGUGCCUUUUGCACUGAAUGCUGACACUGGAUUGGGAAUGGACUCUGACUGACAACAGCAUACAGUCUGUCUAUUGACUAUAGCAGAUAUCUGAAAAUCGGUUAAAUUGAGGAUUUGUUUUUAUUUGCUGAGGAAACGUAGUAUAUGUGCAAUACUGUCGAAUUGAUCGCUGAAUUAUAACCUACUGCACCUCUUAUUAUUGAUUUGGAUUCAUGCUGGCAUCUUGGAUGUAUUGUAUGACAGUGACCUCAAGCAAGCUGAAACGACUGAUGCAGUACUUUUAGGAACAGCUUUAUUUUUGGUAGAUUUUAGCCUACAGGAUUUACCACUGAUAGUGAGAUUCUUAUUUCACGUUUUAAUCUUCAGUGCUUGAAAGAGUUACUUAAAUACCUCAAGAUACUUUCGCAUUGAGAGCCAAUUUCAUUCCUACAGAUGCUCCUCUGGUAGGGGCAGUGCAGUGAACUGAAUAAUCUUUGUUAGGAUGAAAGUAGUUUUCAACUGUAGUCAAGCAGAACUUGUGAGUAGCCUUGUAAGUCCUUUGACUUACUGUUCUAACAGUUCUAUCUCUCUCACUUAGAACUCAUUUGACCUUGAGUUUAAGUGAUGUGUGAAAUUACACUCUGGAUAUUUUGGCUUAGCAUUGGCUUGUCAUUCAUAAGCAAUCUGUACAAGUAUUUGUGAUAUUACACCAUUGUGACACCCUCUAAAAUAAUUUGACAGCUAUACAAUUUUCUAGACAGUAAGGCUUAUGGAAUCACAGUUUCCACAGGGAUUUUCUCAUGAAAGUCCAAUUUAGUCUAGCACAUGAAUCUGGAGUGGUCCAUGUGGCCCCAUUUAAUAAAACAUCUCAGUAUGUGGAGAGCUACUGUAUAGGACAUGCAUCUCCAGAUAUGUUAGCACCUUGUGGAUCUUUGAUAUUGAAUGUAAUCUGUUUUCUGUCGAUAUGAACGUUUGUAAAUAUUCUGAUAAAAGUAGAUCCACGAGGUAAAGUGCACUUGUUGAUGCCUUCUUUGUUCCUCUAAAACUCUUCUCACACAUUAUUUAUAAUCCAUUACCCUUUGUAUUCUGCCUGUAAUUUAUAUAUACAGUAUAUAUUUUCUUAAAGAAAUCCUCAUGAUUAAAAGGCAAGUCUUGGAUUAAAUGUAUAAAUACUGAAAUAAACUAUAAUAGCUUAAAGCUAAACAAAUUUCAGUCGAAUUCUUCUGACAGCUCUGCUAUACAGUAAAUGUUUUUGCAAGUUAAUCUUGAAAAGCUUAUUUUAAUUCACUAGUAGUCUGACUCACUGAUUAGGGCAAAUAAAUUUUUUGCAUACUGCUAUUAAUCCCAAUAUUUUUUAGUAAAGUUAGUUCCCAAAACAAGAAUCACUGCAUCGGUUUAAAUAUUAUUAUUACAACCUAAGCUUUUGAUUUACUACAAUACUGUCUGUAAUAUAUUUCAGAGCUGAUUAUUGACACAAGAUCUAAAGUGAUUGGGAAUUUUGUAGAACAUGUGUAAUGUAUGUGAUCAUUGCACAUAACCAUUCAAGAACGCAUAUUACCUUUGCAUUGGAGAAAAAUAGGAAAAAAUGAGGGCUUUUAUUACAUGGACUGAUCAAUAUUAGAUUGACUGCAACCAAUACCUUUCCAGUGGGUGUGAGCAUAUGUGUAUUUAAGCAAAAUUUGCAUAAAAAACAUUUUAUAGGCCCCUUAUAGCCUCUUUGAUUCAACUGUCUUUUUGCCUAUGUAGUGGCAUGUGUAUGUAAAUAGUUUGUGAAUACGCAAAAAUGUCCAAUGUUUAUGUUGUAGAAGAAAUCUUUGGAUUUUAUAAAGAAUAAACCUAAGCAAAUGUUGCACAUUUCGCUAACGCUUUACACUACUGCUGUUAUAAACUAUUGCUCACAGUUGUCAAAUAAAUAUAAGCUCAAAGACUAACAA